AUGGGAGUUGGUACUACGAUGACCGAUCUAAUGCUGUUUCGAUGGCAGGCUGAUGGCAAUAAUGGGUUGACUCCGUCUGUUAAGGCGGUGACACGGAAACCAUCUUCCUACGAAACCCCAGAAAUUCCAAUCUCAUAUCAAACGGAUGGGAUUGCACCGAAACAACCCCCUUCAUAUCAAGCCGUUCGUUUUGAUUCACACCAGGAAAGAGGUAAUGAAUCCAUUCCUGAAGAAAGAAAAAGGAUGGCUCCGAACGUGGUGUCAAAUUCGCGCGACGACUUCCUUGCUUUGACAGCAGAGAAAGAGAGACACAGAGUGAGAAGAGAGGGGAGCUUAUUCUCUUCUUCAAAAUUUUUUGGCCUUGUUGAAGGGUUUAAGGCCACAGCUGCCAGUCUGGUUGUUGGAUCUCUUGUUUGGGUGGAAGAUCCUGAUGAAGCUUGGGUCGAUGGCGAAGUUGUGGAGAUAAACAAAGAAGACAUUAAGGUCCUCUGUACGUCUGGACAGACGGUCGCUGUUAAGGCUUCCAAUGUAUACCCUAAAGAUGCUGAUGCCCCUUCAUGUGGAGUGGAUGACAUGACAAAACUGGCUUAUUUACAUGAACCUGGAGUCCUACAGAAUUUAAGAUCAAGAUAUGAUAUGAAUGAAAUUUAUACUUACGUUGGGAAUAUAUUGAUUGCUGUGAACCCUUUUAUGAAGCUACCGCAUCUUUACGAUAGUCACAUGAUGGCCCAGUAUAAGGGGGCGGGCUUUGGUGAGCUGAGUCCACAUCCCUUUGCUGUUGCGGAUAAUUCAUACAGGUAG
This is a messenger RNA of Dovyalis caffra, 801 nucleotides long. Lineage: Eukaryota; Viridiplantae; Streptophyta; Magnoliopsida; Malpighiales; Salicaceae. The record is from the annotation of a GenBank genome assembly.